Molecule: messenger RNA, 1491 nt
Organism: Dictyostelium discoideum AX4
Lineage: Eukaryota; Evosea; Eumycetozoa; Dictyosteliales; Dictyosteliaceae
Exons: 2
Coding region: 1-1491 (496 amino acids)
Cellular component (GO): membrane
Molecular function (GO): ATP binding
Source: RefSeq, a predicted model, not a curated record
AUGGAUACAACUUUUCAUAGUGCAUUAUCAAUCAUUGAUAAUGGAUCAAUGAAUGAUAAUGACAAAACUAGAAUUAAAGAUUAUUUAAAUAGAAAUAGUGAUAAAGCCCCAUCAAUUAUAGAUGCAAAUAACCGUUUUAAAAAUGAUCCAAAUCAUUUAAAUAAUUUCUUUCAACAAAUGAUGUUACAAGAUCAAUCAAAACCUCAAUAUCAACAACAACAACAACCGUCAUCCUCGUCAACAACAACAACUACUGCUGGUGGAGGAGAGUUUGAUAAUCAAUCAGAACAAUAUAAAGACCAAUCGCAACAACCAUCAACAAAUAAUAAUGAUUUCCUGCAAAAACAACAACCGCAAUUUAAUAACCCUCAAUCCUAUGGAGAUAAUAGUCAACAACAACAAAAACAACAGCAACAACAACAACCAACAAAUAAUAAAUAUCAACAAACAUAUGGUGGUGAUGAUACUCGACAAACCCCAACAAAUAGAAAUUUUGAUGAUGAUAAUAAUGAUGCUAAUAAUUAUAAUCAACAAUAUCAAGGUGGUGGCGGUGGUGAUAGUAGUGGUAGUAGUGGUGGAAGAGGUAGAGAAGAUCGUUCUAAUCUUUCACAACAACAACAACAACAACAACAACAACAACAACAACAACAACAACAACAUCAAUCACAACAACAAAAAUAUGAUGAUGAUGGUUAUCAACAAUACCAAAGAAGACCACCAGAUGUUAGGGAUGAUAGUCAUCCAAAUGAAAAUAAUGAUGAAGUAAAUAUUUUCAAGAAUGAAAAUGAUGUUAACCCAAUGAUGACUUUUGAUCCAUUCAUAUAUUGGAUGGUUGUUAAACAUAACUUAAAUUUACAUUCUGGUUGGCUAAAGAGAAAAGGUGAUAGAACCGGCAGAAGAGUUCGUUCACCAUUCCCACCAGGUGAUUAUGAAUUAAUUGAUGCAGUACCAGAAUCAAAAAGAAUUAGAGUAGUCUUUUCUUCACCAAUUAAUAACUAUUGGGAUAGUGACCGUAGAAUAACUAUAAACCAUUCCGAUAACCCUGAUGAAAUUAGAAGAAAGAUUCAAUCAGCCUUCAAAUUUGAUCGUCGUCAUUUCUCUCUCUAUCAAUUAAUUGAAGCUGGUACACAUAAUAAAGUUCAUAAUUUAGAAUAUAAUGAAUUGGAUGAAAAUAAAACUUAUGAAUUAAUUAUACCAUGGGUAAUGUAUUUUAAACAUAUUAUUAUUAUUAUUAUUAUUAUUAUUAUUAUUAUUAUUAUUAUUAUUAUUAUUAUUAUUAUUAUUAUUAUUAUUAUUAUUAUUAUUAUUAUUUUUUUUUUUUUUUUUUUUUUAUUUUUAUCAAAAUUAUCAAGAAGAAAAGAAGAUCAAAUUGCAAAUAAAGAUGAAAAAGGAAAUGGAGUUAGUGAUAGUUCAAAUACGUCAUCAAAUAAAAUUAACAAAGGAAACGUUAUCAAUAGUAGAAAAAGUAGGGAUCAGUGUUUAAUAAAUUAA